This is a messenger RNA of Athalia rosae (coleseed sawfly), 4288 nucleotides long. Its product is annotated as glutathione hydrolase 1 proenzyme. Bases 157 to 2238 code for a protein of 693 amino acids. Gene Ontology annotation, cellular component: plasma membrane. The record is from RefSeq and is a predicted model, not a curated record. Gene Ontology annotation, molecular function: glutathione gamma-glutamate hydrolase. Lineage: Eukaryota; Metazoa; Arthropoda; Insecta; Hymenoptera; Athaliidae. Gene Ontology annotation, biological process: glutathione catabolic process. The transcript has 9 exons.
UCAUACAAAUCGGAGUAAAAGAGAGAAUCAUUGUGAUUCAAUAGAACUUUGGGUCAGAUUAAAAUUUUAAACAAGAACCGCAGGUGUCGAAAAUACUCGACCUUUCGCGGCAGUUCCGAAAACAUCGUGAACUCACAUGGUAUAUUAUCCCCGAGUAUGCUGAGUAUCGAUCCGAUAAACUCAGCACAAAACCUGCGCAUUACGCAGUGGUCGACUAAUGUCCGAAAACAAACCAGAAUAUUCGUAUCUUACAGCGAUACAAAAUGCAUCGUAAACAAGAUCCGAACCUUACGAAAUAUAGUAAAAACUCCACACGGAAGUAUUUAUACCCAGGUGAUGUCGGCCGAUGGGGUUUCACCGAAUUUCGAACGAUGCUUGGCCGACCAGCCCGGAGAAGAUGAUGUUCAGCAAAAAUUGUUGGAAGCUCACUUACAUCAGAACUGGCUUCAUAUCGUCUUGACGAGGUCAUUAGCCCUUGCUGUACUUGUGGGAAUCAUCGCCGUGGGCACUUCGCUCCUGAAGUCAGGUAUUUCACUUCCUGAUGCCCACACUCCACCCACGCUUGUUCCUCCGGACACUGAAGAAUGGCAGCCACCUUCCUGGAGCAAACUCAAAGUUUUUCGUAAAGGUGCAAUAUGCGUGGAUGCGGAACCAUGUGCUCUAAUUGGAAGAUCGAUGCUGCAGCGGAAUGGAUCUGCCGUCGACGCCGCUUUGGCAACGAUGAUUUGCAACGGUCUAAUUAACAUGCAGAGCAUGGGCUUCGGUGGAGGUUUUCUCAUGACUGUCUACGACAGGGCGAACCGGCAAGCUGUCACUCUCGAUGCGAGAGAAUCAGCGCCUCGUGCUGCCCGUUCCGACAUCUUCGACGAUCUACCGGUCCUCGCGUCACAAACUGGACCCUUAGCAAUAACGGUUCCUGGUGAAUUGGAUGGAUAUUGGAAAGCGCAUCAACGUUUCGGGAAAGUUCCAUGGUCUGAACUCUUUAAACCAAGUAUAUCGAUCUGCGAAUCUGGGUAUAUCAUGACAAAAGCUCAGCAUGAUGGACUUCUAAUAAACAGCGAGGCCAUCAAGAAAGACCCCACGCUGAGGUCUUGGUUCGUCGAUAGCAAGACGGGAAAAUUUCUUGUUCCUGGAUCCCUCAUACGCCCCUCUCAACUUUGCAAAACAAUGCGGCUCGUCGCGAUUGGCAACGCAACGGAAUUUUACAAUGGUAGUUUAAGUCGUAUACUAAUACAGGAUCUCAGGAUACGAGGGAGUAUCCUGACGGUGGAGGAUCUUACCCUGUACAGAGCUAAAUGGGCAUCCCCAAUUUCUACCAAGCUUUCCACCGGUGAAACGCUCCACACUGUUGGACCACCCGGUGGAGGAGCAAUACUCGCUUUCCUUCUCAACGUUUUGGAUGGGUACAGAUUCGGACCGUCAAGCCUCUCAACUCAAAACGUGACGUUGACCACAUAUCAUAAAAUAAUCGAGGCCUUCAAGUUCGGAUUCGCGUUACGCACCAAAUUAGCAGACCCCGCAUACGUCGACCUGAAAAAUCUACUCGGAAAUCUGACCUCGAGAAGUUACGCUGAGGAAAUAAGAACCCGUAUCAGUGAUCGUGAGACGUGGAACGAUCCGAGGCGAUAUGGAGAAUUCGCGCCCCAGGCUAAAAACGACCAGGGAACCUCUCACGUAUCGAUAUUAGCACCGAAUGGCGACGCUGUCUCUGCAACCAGCAGCAUCAAUAUGUAUUUCGGCAGCGGCGUAGCGAGCGAACGAACUGGAAUCCUGAUGAGCAGCACCAUGAACGACUUCGGGGUGAUUAAUCGUGAAAAUUAUUUCGGAUUACCAGCAAGUCCCAACAAUCUUGUAGAGCCAGGAAAAAGACCACUGUCCUCGAUGUCCCCUAGUAUUCUCGUUGAUCAGGAAGGCGACGUUCGAAUGGUAAUCGGGGCGGCAGGAGGAACAAAAAUCAUCACCUCGAUUGCUUUCGUAAUCGCCAGGCAUUUAUGGAUGAAGGAGACGAUAAAAGAAGCCGUCGAUGCGGCGAGGAUUCACCAUCAAUUACGACCCAUGGAUGUUUCCUACGAAUAUGGGGUGCCGAAGCGAGUGAUUGACGGCUUGAUUUCCAUGGGGCAUAAGACAUCGCGUUAUCGAGAUCGCGGAAGCGUUGUUUGUGCGAUUGUGAGGCUUAAUGGCACAAUCUAUGCGAAUGUCGACUACCGCAAGGGAGGUGAUGUCCUCAGCCUAGACUGAAACAACGUUGACAAUAUUAAUAGCAAGAUAAAUCGGGAGCGAUAUUUUUAUUUCGAUUUCAAUAGGAAUUCGGGUCUCAUUCGACCAUCAAAAAGUCCGAUGCGAAUUGACCCAGUUUAACACAUCUGCUUCGAUUAUCUUAUCCUCUGUUCAGAUCGGGGUAUCUACUUCGACCCUGAGUUCGACGUGGAUGUGAUACAAUAUAGUGUAUGUAUAUACAUAAAUAUUAGAGGAGACAAUACGCGAAUAAAAUUGCAAUAAAAUGUACCAGCAAAAUUUUGUAGUCCAUAACACUUGCAUUUAACGAUGUCUAAGUGCAACACCAGCGCUGCUAUAGCAAUGCACUUAAUAAUAAACCGCAAAGUUGUGCGAUAAGGGUGUGGAUAAGAUUAUUUAGACGUUGUUCAAGUUGUCGUUAUGCGUGGUAAAUGAAACUGCCAAUAACAAUUUUCAGCGUAGCUUGCAAAUUUCGCGAUUAUGAUAAAUAAUCAUCAUCAAUUUUCAACAUUCAGCAUUUGAAUGAAUUCCAACGAUAUUUCAAGUUUCUCUCUCUGUCAGAAUCCAGAUAACCCAGCAAAGUGUACGAUAUUUCAAAUUUGUCACGUAUUGCUGAAGAUAACGACGUUUCUACAUUCAAAAUAAAUACUUCACCGCAAAAAUUUUUAUAACAAAAAAAAAGAUAGAAAAUGGUAUCACAUAUGUUUUUGGUUCUUCGUUCCCCACUUUCAAGCGGUACAUAUUUCUAGCUGUGAAUAAUUGCAAUUUGAUACGCGAUACUGAAAUUCUUAGAAGUUGAGGUGUAAUCAUUUUGAUUGUAUAUACCGAGGUGUAAAGGAAACAAUUUAAUUUAAACAGCUGUAGCCGAAUAUUAGUUCUCAAACAAAUGUCUCUGCAGCUCAAUAUGUAUGCGUACGGCUAUAAGCACAGCUUAAACAGGUUUGAAGAAUUAUUCAUGAACUUUGUUUUGAAACACCAUCUAGUAUAUGUUCCAUAGUUGAGAGAGAUAACUAUAACAGUAUACAUAGAAUAAAAACAUCAUCAUAUGAAGAGUCGACUACAAUAAUGAUGAACGUCCAAAAUUAUUUUAAUUCUAAGUAAGUACCUCAUUCGGACAUUUGAUUGAAAAUUUGACGAAUGACGUGCAUACUUAGAAUUAAAAUAAUUUUGGACAUUCAUCAUUAUUGCAAUGAACCCUUCAUAUCAUACCACAAAUUUUUUCGUCCCUUUUACACCUAGUCAUUUCCGAACGAGCGACAAGAAUCAUAAUAUUACCGAUUAAGAUAUAAGCGCAGUCUUCAAAUCUUUGCAACGUAAUACAUAUAUUUUGAUUACGAGUAGAUAAACGUAUAAAACAUGACGUUAUCUUUCCGCUCUCAGAACAACAACAACAACAAAAUACCGAAGUCGAAGAAAUUUUGACAAAAGAUAUAAAAAUACAAGUGUGUAUGCGAUCGAUCAAUACGUACGUAUAAUGUUAAUUGUGAAUCACCAAGCAUAUUCACAGAUGUCUUACCAUUGGGCUGUGAUCAGGCCUUCUGCGACAGAAAAUAAGUUUGAAAAGAGGAGAUAUACAUAUGUAUUGCCGGACGAGGAAGAUGGACGUACGUGUGUGCGUUAUGUGUUAUUGAUUCUUCCAACCAAUCAUCGAUUGAUUUCACAUUGUUUGAUUUACCUAUGACACAUUGACCGUAUUGUAUUGCAUCAGAUACAGUUGCCCAAGUCAAAGUAACUUAUAAAAGUUAACACAAAAGUGAAUAAAAUACUAUUGAAAAAAGUUAAACAAAGUAAGAUCUAUCUCGCAGUUAUACACACAUUGAGCAGUCCAAUAGAAAAUCGAGGCUGGCACGAGUAGAUGCGCGAGUUUCUGCGCCGAUAUAAAAGCCGCUGGUUUGUCCGUUCGCGUCGCAGUAUCGAGCGGAUCGUCCGUUUAAAAUCACUGCGUUGUUCGAGCAAGAAACGAGAAAUUUCUCACCUCAAUUUUCAUUUAUCAAUCGCAAAUCGUUUUGCGCUUCGUACGUUGCAUUUGUAAGGAAAAAGUUAACAAAUUAAU